GGGGUGCGGGGCCGAGGGGCAGGCGCUGACAGCCGCUUUCCCCGCACCCACAGUCCCCUCCCCCGGUGCCGCCGUGGGGUGGGACUCCCCGGCGGGCCACUGUCUGCCGUCCUGCUACCCUUACCCACCGUCGGUGCUGGGCCGGGCUCCCCCACCCGACGGCGCGUCCCCGGGACAGCGGCUCCUUCCGGGACGAUGCCCCGGCGGCUCGGCGGGGGCUGGCCGGUGGCUCCAAACCUCGUCCCGGCCGCCGCUGUCCUCCUGGGCGCGCUCUGCUUCCCCGGGGCGCUGGCCUCCUCCCUGCUCACAGGAUCUGUUGCAAAAUGUGAAAAUGAAGGGGAAAUUCUGCAGAUACCGUUUAUCACAGACAACCCCUGUAUAAUGUGUGUUUGCCUGAAUAAGGAAGUGACAUGCAAAAGGGAGAAGUGUCCAGUGCUCUCCAAGGACUGUGCUCUCGUCAUUAAGCAGAGAGGAGCUUGCUGUGAGCGUUGCAAAGAUUGCAGUUUUGGAGGAAAUACAUACAACAGCUCUAUGAAAUGGCACCACCCCAGCAAUCCCUGUGUUACAUACCAGUGCCAGGAAGGAGUGAUAGUAGAGUCGGAGGUACAAUGUGUUGUCCCUUGCAAAAAUCCUACCAAACUCAUGGGAAUGUGUUGUCCUGUGUGUCCAGGUUGUAUAUUUGAAGGGAGACUUUACAAUGAAGGAGAAGAAUUUAGGCCUGAAGGAAAUAAAUGUACCAAGUGCUCUUGUAUUGGUGGCCGGACACAGUGCAUCCGAGAAGUCUGCCCCAUUCUCUCAUGUCCCCAGCACCUCAGUCACAUUCCUGCUGGACAGUGUUGCCCCAAAUGCUUAGGACAGAGGAAAGUGUUUGACCUCCCAUUUGGAAGCUGUCUCUUUCACAGCAACGUGUAUGAUAAUGGGUCUUCAUUUAUUUAUGACAACUGCACAGUGUGUACAUGCAAGGAUUCAACAGUGAUAUGUAAGAAGAGGUGCUUACUUCCUGGUGAAUGCAAUAAAAACAAAGACCACUGCUGCAAGGAGUGUGUCUCGUAUCUCUCUCCUGAGGAAGUGAGUGUGUGCAAGUUUGGCAACAAGAUCUUCCAGGAUGGAGAGAUGUGGUCCUCUGUGAACUGCACCAUCUGUGCUUGUGUAAAAGGCAAGACGGAGUGUCGCAAGAAGCAGUGCAUUCCAGUCAGCAGCUGUCCUCAUGGUAAAAUCCUGAACAGGAAAGGAUGCUGUCCUAUUUGCACUGAAAAGCCUGGCGUUUGCACUGUAUUUGGAGACCCUCACUACAACACUUUUGAUGGACGGACAUUUAACUUUCAGGGAACAUGUCAGUACGUUUUGACGAAAGACUGCUCCUCCUCUGCCUCGCCCUUUCAGGUGCUGGUAAAAAACGAUGCCCGGCGGACCCGUUCUUUCUCCUGGACAAAGUCAGUGGACCUUAUGUUGGGCAGAAGCACUAUCAGCCUCCAGCAGCACCUCACAGUGAAGUGGAAUGGGACCCGCAUCUCCCUACCUUGCGAGACACCACAAUUUCAGAUCGAUCUGGAUGGUUAUUUGUUGAAAGUGACAACCAAAGCAGGCUUGGAAAUCUCAUGGGAUGGAGACAGCUUUGUGGAAGUCAUGGCUGCGCCUCAUCUGAAGGGCAAACUCUGUGGUCUGUGUGGCAACUACAAUGGGCACAAGCGAGAUGACCUGAUCGGGGGUGACGGGAACUUUAAGUUUGAUGUGGAUGACUUUGCUGAGUCCUGGCGUGUGGAGUCCAAUGAGUUCUGCAGCCGCCCGCAGAGAAAACCUCUGCCUGAGCUCUGUCAUGGGACGGUUAGGGUGAAACUCCGAGCCCAUCGGGAAUGCCAGAAACUCAAAGCGUGGGAGUUCCAGAGCUGUCAUUCAACGGUGGAUUAUACCACAUUUUACCGGAAGGGUUUGCUCCUGCUCAUGGCUAGCAUUUCUCUUUAAAGACUGCUGGUGCACAUCAGCCUUUGUAUUUAGGCAAGUAAGUGGCUGUGCCCAAACAACACAGUGAAAGUUAAGUUUGUCAUGAAGGAGAACAAAGCAUGGCUCCAUCUGGUCAAGUCAUCUCAUCCCACCUCACCGAGAAAGAGGUCAUUCCGACUUUGUAACAUCCAUGUGGGUUCCUGUGGCUCCUAGGCCAGGCUUAUAUGUUGUGGAGUCGCUAUGUCUAGCACAGGAAAUUUUAAUGCGUAGCAUUUUAAUUAAGGAAGCUUGAACUGAAUGUUUUGUUGUGUGCUCAAGGAGUCUGAAUCCUUCAAAGCCUUGAAGUACAGAACUGCAAAAAAAUAAAAAAGGCUGAUGACAGUUCUGAGUCUUGGCUCCUCUGCUGUCAGUAGGAAAAUCCCCAUCCAUUUCACUGGAGCCAGUGUUUCAUCCACUGUGUUUUCAGGCUCUGUACAGUGGUUUGCAAAUGAGAUCUUGCAGUCAGGAAGGUUAAAGAACUGUGGUAGCAUGCAGAACAUGUCUUAUCCAGAGCUUUCUGCAUACAAAGUAGCAGGCUAAGUCAAACUGACCAGAGACCAGAAACCAGGUCUCUGCCUCCUGACCGAGUCCUGUGUCACUAUCAAACUGUUAUGUUCACCCUUUCUAUUGAAUAUUGUAUGGGACCAUGGCAGCACUGCUGCUGUUUUAAGAUAACUGUUCUUGGUGGGUAGGAGGACCUCUCUGUCAGAGUGACAGUCAAAUUAAUGCCUGAGACUGCUCACAUGGUCUUGAGAACACGCAGAGCAGAAGCAGAGGUGCCUGAGGAAACAUGAAAACGGGAACUGAAUAUCCAGCAUGGAUAUCCAGCAAAUAAUAAAUAUCUAUCAAACUAAAUAUGCAGUAAGGUCAGCCUCAAAAUGGGCAGGGCAACCAAGAUGGGACUGCAGCUUUGCAUUUGCGUGUUUGAAUCCUGCCUAAAUCACGCUUUAUGUGCCCAUAUUUGUAUGGGUCUGGGCCAGGACCACACAGAAGCCAUAAAGCCAGGACCACAGUGGUUAAUUAAAAAGAUUCAGUUUAAGCUGGCUCUUAUGCCACUUCUCACAAGUCCCAUUUUUAGCAGUUAUCUUUGAUGAAGACCAAAGAGGGAGACCUCUGAGACAAAAUGCACUGUAUGUUACAGGCUGGGAGGUGGCAUGCUUAUUGAGCCUGAUUUUGCCAAAACAAGAUUUUUGGCCUUUGUUUUGUAAAAGGAGCAAGAUAAGGAGGAAAGCUGUUUUCUAAGUGGCCGUCUCCUGCGUGCCCUUUCCCUUGCUCUCUUUCUUUCAUAUUCCAUCUGGUGCCAGUGACUUUUUAAAUGCUCUGCAGCCACCUAGAGGAAAAAUAUGCUUGACUGAAGUUAAUUUUAUAUGGGUUAAGCCAUGGAGUGGGCUCUGCAGAGGAUGAGAAUGUGAAUUUCUAAACUAGCCAGCCUGUUUGUUAUUAUAUCACAAGGCCUCCUUUGAAAUAUAUGCAGUGAAUCAUCAACAAAAGCAAAAGAUAACUUCAGUUUAUGUUUGCACUUCAGAAAUAUUUCCUGCUUCAUGUUCUCAUUGUUCUUGUUAUAGAACAUAACAUAUUUUUAUGACAGAUAGCAUAGAAGGGCCACGGUAUAUUUUGUCAUGAGACAGAAGGGGGUGAUCUGUUUUGAAUUGUUUUUUUAAGAAGAUUUAAAACUUGUAUUACUGUAUAUGCCUGUCUCAUGACUAUGGCAAUAUGUUGCUGGUAUGUCUACAUGGUUUAUGUUUCUGUAGAUUCUAUCUAGGACAUGUCAUAGGGCUCCUGGAAAACCUCUGGCUUUUCCUCAGAUGAGGACAGUCACACAGAAUACACUAAGGGGCUCUCUGUCUACUAAAGCAAAAGUUGGUGAACUCAGAUUCAUUUAGUUUAUUCCAUGUUCGUUUGCACAGUAUGAAACAUAAUAGCAAAGCUUAGCUGUUGAUUGAAAGUGCCACAUGGAUGAUGUAAAGCUAGAUAUUAAAACAUGUCUUUUUGAAACGGAAUUGGAAUGACUGCUUUUUCUUCUCUUUAGAUAAGAUAUGACAGUUCAGUCUCCACUUGUGCCUGAAGAACUGAGACUGGGUGGACUCUUCUUUAAAAAGCAAGUCUAGACAUGCAGAGAAAGAUAAAAUUUUAUGUCAAUUACAUAAUGCAAAGGCUCAAAACAGUGAUGGGUUUUCCAUUGUAGCUGUGCCAGAGGACACUGAAAAUUCCAUUACGAUGGAGUGUCUCUGUCAUAAGGCAAAUUCACAUGAGCAGUGUGAAUGCUAAGCUAAGUGUGUGCAUGAAGUGAAUAGAAAUGUAAAAAACCUUUUAGGAAGUGACUUUCUUUCUGAACAUUAAACCCAUAGAGCACCUAGAGUUUUUUUCACCAGAAGGCUUUGCAUGAUAAGCCAUAUCAGGUAGCAUUAGACAUACUGCUACUGUAAUCUUUACCAAUUAUUUGAUGGAUAGUUGCAUCAAAUGGGUGAUAGAUGGGUGACUGUGGAUAUUAGUUAACUGAAAAAAUAAAUGUCUUCAGAAAGCAGGUUCCAUCUUUUGAACCUUCAGUGUCAGGAUCUAGGUGGUACUCCUAAAUUUGCCUCUGUAUCUUUCUUUGGUCCAGACUUCUUAUUAUAAAUGACCUCUUUAUAAUGAGUUUGGAAACGAUGUCUGUUCUCAAGCUGAGUUAUUGUAGUCCUUGUCUUUUCCAGCCAGGUGCACAAACCACAGAUCAUACAACAUACAGGCAGACAUAUCCUUUGUGCAGUAACCUCACCAAAGAGGGUGGAACAAGUUGUAUGUAUACUGCUCAAGCAAGCAAGUAAAAGAGAGUAUUUUUCGAUAGUACAUUUCAGUGUGAUGUUGGGUACCUGUUUAAUAUGGGGUAAGAAACUUGUGCUGUAUGUCCUCUUUAUUCUAAUAAUUCUGUUCUGUACAUUCUGUUUUGAACUAUUUCACUUCAAGCUAAAUGCUAUACAUGAACUCAAAACAACUCAAGUUCUCAUGUGUACAGAUAUUUAUUUUAAAUGCCAGGACUUUAAAGGUUAAAUUCUUCAUGGCCCAGCUCAACUGAAAGAGGAGAGGAGGAGGUGAAAGCUCUCUCCCACAUUCUGAAAGUGAGUGGCAGUGCAAGGGGUCAGCUCUUCCAGGGCUGUGGGUGGCAUUUCCAUCAUCUGCCAGUGUUUCUUGAGCAAAAAUUCACUCUCUCUAAAGGUGGCAAGUCAGCUGCUCAGCUGUACUGUAACUUUCAGCUCUAGGAAAUAUUCUGAGUCAUACCAGAUGCUUCUUGGAGCCUAGCAUGGGACUUCAUUGUCUUUCUCAGUCAUGGUUCAGCUAUUUCCCCACGGAGGGAUUUUAGCCAGCCUUUCCAUUCUGAGGAUGAGAAAGAACAUUUAAAGCCACAGAUGCCUGUAAAUAUCCAAGCACAAGAGACAAGAAGCCUACUUGACACAUUAGUAGGCUAAUUAUCGUGAAGAAAGAGGUAGGGGAGAUUGCUGUGUUAUUUUGUUCUUUAUUUGGUUCUUCCUUAUUACUCCCUUUUAAGUGCCUUUACCACUGCUACUUCAAAUUCAGAGAGAUUGUAAGUAGGUGUCAGGGUAGUGCUGUACUGAGAACAUUCAUUUUAAGCAGUUUUAGAAAAUGUUCCAGAACAUUUCAUUGUUCAUUUUACCAUAUUCUUGGGGGUAUGUUGGUGAAGGCAAUGAAACACAAUUUUGGCACAGAUUGCUCUUUAUAGAAAGGUUAAAAAUACUUUUUGGCUUUAACCAAUGCUUUUGGAGAAUACUUUUAGUAGUACAUAGCAUAGGCUUGGGGUGAUAUUGUGCAGCACAGUACUUCUUUUUUCAGGGGUUUACAUGGACAUUCAUUUAUUCAGUGCCUGGAAAAUACCAUUUUUUGUUACCCUUUGUGAAGAAAGUAUGGGUUUUGACUGCUUUUAAAGGAGAUGGAUAUGCAGAGAAAUGAAAAAUGAAUUGCUGUUUAUUUCUGCUACAUUGGAAAUUACCAACAAUAAUUACCACUUGCAUUUACAGCAUCCUUUUCCUGAGUUGACUGAAGUCUUCUAAAUAACUGCUUUGAAAGUGCCUUGGCAAGGCAGGGAUGAAUGUGGGUAUCUUGUGUGAUUCUGUUUAAUUAUCUCUGAGUGUGAAGUCUAUAUCUGGAGCAGGAACAAUGGCACUCAGAUUUAAAUUAGGACUCUUCAAUGUAUGUGUAGCAUGACUGCUAUGCCCUAGAAAUCUUAGAUCACACACAGCUCUUGCCCUUUGGUGGAGUUGCGUAUUCUAUCAUUUCUUUCCGCUUGGCUCCAUGUGGCAAUAGAGUCCAUGGCUGAGUCAAAAGUCACACAAAAAUUUGGGAUCAGAAUGAAAUUUGAAUGUGUGAGUCAAAUGCCUACUACUGCAAACUCCUCCUCUGCAAUCUGCCAAAAACAGCUGCGAUAUUCUCAGGCAUUAUGGCCAAUGCUCUCUUUAUAGAAAUGAGAUUUCCCCUUGGAAAGCAUAUGCCUGCAGUAGAUUUGCUGUGCACUCAUCAAAGAUGAGCUGUGAGUUUCUUUUCUGAUCCCACAUAUUUUAGGGUUUUUUUGGAGCCAGUUCAGCAGUGUGGGAGUUCUGGUACCAUGGGGGAGUCUCCAGUACAAAUCACAUAUAUGCUGCCUGCCACUUUUACCAGGCACCCUCCCACUUUCCAGAAAAAAGAGUUAGGGCAGUUAUGGUUUAACUUUGUGAUGGAUGACUUUAUCAGAUCCCCAAGGCGAUGUUACCAUUGUUAUGAUGUGUAGGAAAAACAUAGAGGGAGUGCAGAUAUAGUUACCUGGCCUUGGAAGAAAUGAUCCUUGAAAAUGAGUGCCUUUGCUGCAUGAAGCAGUCUGUUCCCCAGGCAAGUGCUUUGAACAAAUACUCAAUAGAUGUAAGGGCUUCUGUGUUUUCAGCAACUUCCAAAACUACCUUCCUCCUAAGAUACUUGCUGCUUUUGCAUCAAUACUAGUAAAUUCUGGCGAAAGAGAGAAUGAUCUCAAGCCUCUGAUCUCAAGCCUCAAAGCCAUAGUCUCCAGCUCUACAUACCUUGCUUCAAUACUUCAGUAAGAUUAAAUAUGCACAUACAGACAAGAGAGAGCUUGUGAUAGCAACAGCAUGAGCCUUUCCAUUAUACAUCAGAAUAUGGCUCAGCUUCUCAUCUUCUAACCUUGUGAAAUGACUUCUCUAUCUGGGACCAUAAGUAAUGGCAACUCAUUGAAACUUUGUAGGGAAACCAAACCAAACAAACUUUCUUAUAACAACAUAAUAACUGGCGUAUGGCAAUUUUCCUAACUAGUGCUAAAUUAGACCAAGCUUUGUGCUAAAACCUUUGAUUUAGCAUACACACUAAGGAGUUACCCUAAGAAGUCUGUCUCAUGGGAUGGUGGGGCUGGAAAUCAGUUCUCCCCUCUAGGUAGAUAACCCUUCAGGCUUUGGAGUUCGCAAGUGUACAGUUUAUCCCAGGUACAAACCCCUUUACCUCCUGAUGCCUCUCUUCACAUACAUAAAACAAAUG
This is a messenger RNA of Neopsephotus bourkii (Bourke's parrot), 7488 nucleotides long. RefSeq names its product BMP binding endothelial regulator (gene BMPER). Bases 196 to 1962 code for a protein of 588 amino acids. Gene Ontology annotation, molecular function: protein binding. The transcript has 14 exons. The record is from RefSeq and is a predicted model, not a curated record. NCBI's taxonomy places the organism in Eukaryota, Metazoa, Chordata, Aves, Psittaciformes, Psittacidae.